Messenger RNA from Erpetoichthys calabaricus (reedfish), 2060 nucleotides. It is a transcript of the gene paf1, whose product is annotated as PAF1 homolog, Paf1/RNA polymerase II complex component. Gene Ontology annotation, cellular component: Cdc73/Paf1 complex. The transcript is spliced from 14 exons. Gene Ontology annotation, molecular function: RNA polymerase II complex binding; chromatin binding. The record is from RefSeq and is a predicted model, not a curated record. NCBI's taxonomy places the organism in Eukaryota, Metazoa, Chordata, Cladistia, Polypteriformes, Polypteridae. Gene Ontology annotation, biological process: transcription elongation by RNA polymerase II. Bases 203 to 1807 code for a protein of 534 amino acids.
GUUACGAGGUCCUUUGUUGACGGCGAGACGGAGCGCCUUCAGUGAGUGGCUCCUGCUGGGAACGACAGUGUGUGAGAAGACGAGGAAAGUUUGGAAAGAAUUGACCUUAAAACGUGUAAGGUUUUAAGAUAGGCGCGACUGUAAGGAGUGCUAAAGUUGACGUCUGACGAGGAACGGGUGCCUUCGAUUCAGACGGCCAGAAAUGGCACCCACCAUCCAGACUCAAGCCCAGAGGGAAGACGGGCACAGAGCCAGUGCACACCGAUCCGUUCCAGAAAGGUCGGGAAUUGUGUGCAGGGUGAAAUACUGCAACAGCCUUCCUGAUAUCCCCUUUGAUCCCAAAUUCAUCACAUAUCCUUUUGACCAGCACAGGUUUGUGCAGUAUAAGGCGACAUCUUUGGAGAAACAGCACAAGCAUGAACUGCUCACUGAGCCAGACCUGAGCGUGACCAUUGACCUCAUUAAUCCAGACACUUACCGGAUAGAUCCAAACAUUGUUUUGGACCCAGCUGAUGAAAAAUUGCUAGAAGAGGAAAUCCAGGCACCCACCAGUUCCAAAAGGUCACAGCAGCAUGCCAAAGUUGUGCCAUGGAUGAGGAAGACUGAGUAUAUUUCUACAGAAUUUAACAGAUAUGGCGUCUCUAAUGAGAAGGUUGAAGUCAAGAUUGGUGUGUCUGUUAAACAGCAGUUCACAGAAGAGGAGAUCUACAAGGACAGAGACAGCCAGAUUUCAGCCAUUGAAAAGACCUUUGAAGAUGCCCAGAAAUCUAUCACUCAACAUUACAGCAAGCCUCGGGUCACCCCUGUGGAGGUCAUGCCAGUCUUUCCUGAUUUUAAGAUGUGGAUUAACCCUUGUGCCCAGGUCAUCUUUGACUCGGACCCCGCUCCUAAAGACAUUGCUGGAUCUGCUGCUGUUGAAAUGAUGUCUCAGGCCAUGAUCAGGGGAAUGAUGGACGAAGAAGGUAACCAGUUUGUUGCCUACUUCCUGCCAAAUGAAGAAACCAUGAGAAAGCGAAAGAGAGAUUUUGAAGAAGAGAUUGACUACAUGCCUGAUGAAGUCUAUGAUUACAAGAUUGCCAGGGAAUAUAACUGGAAUGUGAAGAACAAAGCCAGCAAGGGUUAUGAAGAGAAUUACUUCUUCAUCUUCAGAGAUGGCGACGGUGUCUACUACAAUGAGCUGGAAACGAGAGUCCGUCUAAGUAAGAGAAGAGCCAAGGCAGGCGCUCAGUCCACCACCAAUGCCAUCCUGGUCGUGAAGCACAGAGAGAUGAAUGAGAAGGAGCUGGAGGCACAGGAAGCUCGCAAGGCACAACUGGAGAACCAUGAACCUGAGGAUGAAGAGGAGGAGAUGGACAAAGACACCCAAGAUUCAGGUGAUGAGAAGGAGAAAGGCAGCGAGAGUGAACAGGAGGGCAGUGAGGCCGAGCGUUCUGCCAGCGAAAGUGAAGGAGAGGAGGAAGAAGAUCAGGACAAGAGAAGCCGAGAGGAUAAGGCAGAGUCCCGCCGGCGCAGGCAGAAGGGUAGCGGCAGCGAGAGUGGAGAGGACCAGCAGGCUCGUGAUGAAGAGGAGAUCUUCGGCAGCGAUGACGAGGAGAGUGAGAAUGAGAGUGACAACGAGCAAGAUGGCCAGGCUGAGCGCAAUGAAAGCAGCCAUGAUGAGAGCGGAAGCGAAGAGGAAGAAGGCAACCGUUCCCGCUCGGCAAGUCCGGCCCGCAGCAGCAGCGAGCACUCCGAAGCAGAGCAGCCGAGUGGCAGGAGUGGCAGUGAGCAGGGCUCGGAUUCGAGUGAAGGUAGUGACAGUGACUAAACGGUGCGCCCUGCUGGUGGGUUCUAUUCAGACUCUGGAGCCGAUUGGCAGUGGCAGAGUUGGCCUGAUUUAUCCAUCAGCUGCUCGUAGAUGUACGUAUGAAUGGGCAUCCAUGAAUGUGGAAGGCACAACGUGGUUUGUCUUCCAAACUUUACUUUUUAUCCUUUAGCCAGACGGUGGCAAUGAAUUUGAUUUGUAUGUGAGUCUGUCAGUGUAAAUAGAUUUAAAGAAAAAUAAAAAGCCAUGUGUGUGA